AUGGCUGACGACGGCGCCCCCGCUGCUUCUGGUGCUGGUGGUCACGAUGAUGGCUCCAUUCUCCCCCGCCUGCUCGUCCCUCUGAUUAUUGUCACCAUCUGGUCCACCCUCAUUACCUGCCUCUCCAAGUUUGUCUACAACCUUGGUGUCCAGUCCAUCCUUCUCACCGUCCUCGGUUUCGUCGUCGGUCUUGGCCUGUCUUUCCGAUCAUCCACCGCCUAUGAACGUUAUGCCGAGGGCCGCCGCUACUGGGCUCAGCUCAUCCACGUCUCGCAGACGCUCGGCCGCGUCUUCUGGAUCCACGCCAAGGAGCACCCCGAACUGGCCAAGAAGGACAUGAUGCUACGCCGCGUGAGCUGCCUGAACCUCGUUCUUUCCUUCUCCGUCGCGCUGAAGCACAAGCUCCGCUUCGAGCCGUACACUGUCUACGAGGAUCUCCAGCACCUCGUCGGUCACCUCAACACCUUCGCCAAGACGGCCGCCGCCACUGAUCCCCAGUGCACCACUCUGCCCAAGAAGAACUUCUUCAAGGAAGUGGGCGAAUACCUCGGCGUCUCCUUCGCCGAGUCCAACCCUCGCAAGGCUCUCAAGAAGGCUACCUACCCGCUUGGCAACCUUCCCCUGGAGAUCAUCUCGCAUCUGUCUGUCAUUGUGGACGCCAUGGUUGCCGACGGCCAGCUCCCCGUUCCCAUGCAGCAGACCACUGCGUACACCAGUCUGACUCUGUUGAACGACAUCAUGACCGGUACCGAGCGCGUCCUCAACACGCCACUGCCCAUCGCCUACUCGAUUGCCAUCGCACAGAUCACCUGGCUCUACGUCCUUCUGCUCCCCUUCCAGCUGUACAAGACCCUCGAGUGGAUCACAAUUCCCGCCUGUAUCGCUGCCAGCUACAUUAUUCUCGCUAUCCUGUUCAUCGGCAAGGAGAUUGAGAACCCCUUUGGCCGCGAUGUCAACGAUCUUCCUCUCGAGGGGUACUGUGAGCAGAUUGCCCACGAACUCGACGUCAUUGCCGCCAUGGAUGUGCACCGUGACAUGCCCUACGCCUUCCUCGACUCCCACCUCAACCUUCCCCUGUACCCCGUCAGCAUGGCUUCUUUCCCCCGUCUGGGCUGA
This is a messenger RNA of Verticillium alfalfae VaMs.102, 1116 nucleotides long. Its product is annotated as yneE. The record is from RefSeq and is a predicted model, not a curated record. The transcript is spliced from 2 exons. Gene Ontology annotation, molecular function: chloride channel activity. NCBI's taxonomy places the organism in Eukaryota, Fungi, Ascomycota, Sordariomycetes, Glomerellales, Plectosphaerellaceae. The coding region runs from base 1 to 1116 and encodes 371 amino acids.